Molecule: messenger RNA, 3754 nt
Organism: Entelurus aequoreus (snake pipefish)
Lineage: Eukaryota; Metazoa; Chordata; Actinopteri; Syngnathiformes; Syngnathidae
Gene: xkr5a
Product: XK related 5a
Exons: 7
Coding region: 88-2025 (645 amino acids)
Biological process (GO): phosphatidylserine exposure on apoptotic cell surface; apoptotic process involved in development; engulfment of apoptotic cell
Cellular component (GO): plasma membrane
Source: RefSeq, a predicted model, not a curated record
ACAGGAGGCAGGCAGCGGGAGAAGAAAGGAGCUGAUGCACAGAGGGCGAAGGAUGCGCAGGAUAAUGUCGCCCCGCCACCCGGUACCAUGAUAAACACCGCCGAGGGGGUGAGCCGGAGGAGGUCGUCGGCGGCCCGGCGCAGCGAGCGCUGGAUCGCCUGGUGCCAGGCGGCGCUGCUCGGCGUGUCGGCGCUGGUCAUCGCGGCCGAGCGGAGCGCUCUGAUCUAUUGCAUGGGGUUUUACCUUUGGAAUGACGAGACAAGAUGGGCCGGCCUCACCCUCGGACUCUUUCUCCCGGGCACGGCGGUGCAGCUGUUGAGUGUCAAAUGGUACUAUGACGACGGUGACGACAGGCGAUGGUACCUGUCUACCAUACACAUUCUUCACUUGGGUAUCUUCAAAAGGUUAUGGGACUGCAUGAGAUAUGUGUCCCGCAUGCAGGGCUCAGUGGCGGAGCUGGGCGCUGUCGUCAUGCAGCAGGCAGACGUUGCCGCUCUUUGGCUCCUGGAGGCUCUGGUCGUCUCGCUGCCACAGAGCCUGCUGCAGGCAUACAUCGUGGUGUCCACUGACGUAGGGAUCAUGUCCCCAGUGGCCUACUCCUGUGGUCUUUGCGUGCUGUCCGUCUCCUGGGCAUUGGUGCUGUACAGCCGCGCUUGCCGUCUCAUCCGUCCGGGCCACCUUGCCAUGCCCCCGGCGGCCCUGCUUUGCCAGCUGGUGUGGAGGGCCGGCAUGCUGGGUGCCAGGGUGACGUGUCUCAUGUUCUUCGCAAGGGUGUUCAACUGGUGGGUCUUCGGAGUGGCAGGUUUUCACUGGCUGACUGCCUCCUUCUGGCUGGUGUCACAGCAACUAGACAUCUGCACCGGCCCAUGGUGUUGGCGUGCCUUCAACGGCCUGGUGGGGUUCAUCCACGUCUUCCUCUUCCUUAACGUCAAAGACGGACCCUCGCGUUUCCGCAUGGCCAGCUUUUAUACUUUCAUGCUGAUUGAGAACGCCACUUUGCUGCUAGCCGCCUCUGACUUACUGAGCGAAGCGUCGUGGGAUAACAUGACGCUCCCCAUCAGUGUCCUAAGUAGCUUUACCCUCGGCGCUACCUCCAUGGUCAUCUACUACCGGUUCCUCCACCCCAAGUCAACAGAGAUCGCCCAAGGUCUGAACCAGAACCACAUGGGUAGCACUUGUAUAGAACGUGGGGAGUCCUCCUUCUCACUCGGGGACAAAAGCUUGCCGGUUGGCGCUAUGCAAAACCACGGCAGCUUCUCGCUCUCCGGUGUGGCCGGUUCACUGCUGGAGCAUCCGAGCACAUGCGGAGGGAGGCCGAACAGCUCCUGUCCUUGCUACCACCAUCACUGGCUCCUCAUACGGCUGGCCCUCAAAACAGGAGACCUGGGGAAGAUCAACCGAGCGUACGGAGCAGGCGGGGCGGCAGCCAUACUGGACAUGGAGGAGUACAACCAGGAGUGUAAGAGCAACGAAGGCGACACCAUCACGGCAGGGGGCAGCUGUGAGGGUGUCUCCAUGUCCGAGUCUCAGGGGCAAGGCUUGGCACCCCUGUCGGACUGCAAAGAUGAAUUUCAGACUGUGAGCGAACCCGCGUCCUUUGAACAAGCAGAGGACGACAGUUUGGAGAUGGCGAGCCCGCUGGAGUCGCCGGCGUCCGAUUUCAAGCGCAGCUCACCAGAGGGCAAAUCCGUAUUUGGAGACAGUCCGGAGCCGUACUUCUGCCCCACAGAGUCCAGUUCAACCCUCUACUUCAGCGCUGAUCCCCAGUCUCCCAGCAGCUCCAGUAACCCCCGAUUGGACCGGGACAUUGGGGGUCUUGAGCAUGGCGUGCGUCUCAAUUCCAUCCCGAGCGAUCCGGCUCUUCACAGGGACGUCCGAGGGCUAAUUGGUCGGGUCGGGCCGCGCUACACCUCUACCCCAAAACUGGACUCGGGAGUGCUGGACUCUCCCUCCAGUGUGCCUCACCUCAGCGGUCCCAGGAGGCAGCUCAUAAUGUCCCGCAGAGAUGAAGAUGAAUAUUUCUGACAUGGUUCAGGAGUAGGGUGAUUUCAGCAAGUUCAGCAGUUUCCGUUUAAAGUAAAAAUGUGAAACAAAACAACAAAACAAAACAAAAUCGACAUCAUGCUGAGCUAGUACAGUAGUAUAUUAUAAUCUAUAUUGGAAUAUUCUCUGAAAGCAAUAUAUUGCACAAGUGGAGCCUUUAAAUGCUGUUUUAAAGGCCUCGUUAAUAAGCUAAUUAGUGGUGCUUGGAAGCAAUGUAUGACCUCAUAGCUAGGAAUAUUGACUACUAAUGUGGUUGCGGAAUCCACUUAAAGCCACACUUCAAAUGGCAUUAGGAUAUAACUUCAGUUGAUACACCAGCAUUUAAAGCACCGCUGCAGAGCUACCGUGGCACCUGUAAAGCUGUUUACAGAUAAAGCUGUACGCUGUGAAAGCUUUUCAGGGCAAAAGCGGCAAAUCAUUAUUCAAAAUGAUUGAAUAGCCAGAGCUAGUGAUUAUAUACCCAAAAAGGUGUAAAGCAAGAUAUAUGUAUGGUAUUUAAUAUAGUUAUUAAAUAAAACUGCUGUUUGGUCACACUAUCAAGCUAUUCUGCAUUAUUAAGAGCUGCUGUAUAAUAUGGUCUUUUUUAUAACUUGAUGUUAUUAAGUCAUAGUAGGUAAUAGAGAAAACUAAACUCUAAAUAUCACAAGCCUUCGCUUCACUGGCUUCCUUAAAGCACAAGUAUCAUAUACUAUACAUCCGUUGUGUUUUUUUUUUUUUUAAAGAUCCAUUUUCUAUCGCUUGUCCCUUUGGGGGAAGCGGGGGGUGCUGCAGCCUAUCUCAACUGCAUUCGGGCGGAAUGCGGGGUACACCCUGGACAAGUCGCCACCUCAUCGCAGGGCCAACACAGAUAGACAGACAGCAUUCACACUCACAUUCACACACUAGGGCCAGUGUUUAUUUUAAUUUUGUAUCUAUGUACACUACCAUUCAAAAGUUUGGGGUCACCCAAACAAUUUUGUGGAAUAGCCUUCGUUUCUAAGAACAAGAAUAGACUGUCGAGUUUCAGAUGAAAGUUCUCUUUUUCUGGCCAUUUUGAGCGUUUAAUUGACCCUCACAAAUGUGAUGCUCCAGAAACUCAAUCUGCUCAAAGGAAGGUCAGUUUUGUAGCUUCUGUAACGAGCUAAACUGUUUUCAGAUGUGUGAACAUGAUUGCACAAGGGUUUUCUAAUCAUCAAUUAGCCUUCUGAGCCAAUGAGCAAACACAUUGUACCAUUAGAACACUGGAGUGGUAGUUGCUGGAAAUGGGCCUCUAUACACCUAUGUAGAUAUUGCACCAAAAACCAGACAUUUGCAGCUAGAAUAGUCAUUUACCACAUUAGCAAUGUAUAAAAAUGUAUUUCUUUAAAGUUAAGACUAGUUUAAAGUUAUCUUCAUUGAAAAGUACAGUGCUUUUCCUUGAAAAAUAAGGACAUUUAAAUGUGACCCCAAACUUUUGAACGGUAGUGUAUACAUAUCAUCGUGCAGUGCUUUAAGGGGAUUUUUUUCAAAUAUGUGACUUUACAGAAUUUAUGUAACACCCACUUCAGAAAGCUUUCUCGUUGUUGCUCAGCAGCUGUUUCUAAAAAUACACACAUUUUUAUUUUCUUCUUGGUGUGUAAAAACAAACCGACAUAAUAAGCUUUUCUCUAUCACUCAAGUGCUGUAUGAAAUUUGAACUGUGAAGUGCAAAGCCGCCUGUGGCUUUUUAUAUAAGCAAUAAAAAGGAUAACUU